This is a messenger RNA of Morone saxatilis (striped sea-bass), 838 nucleotides long. RefSeq names its product cysteine-rich motor neuron 1 protein. The record is from RefSeq and is a predicted model, not a curated record. Gene Ontology annotation, molecular function: insulin-like growth factor binding. Gene Ontology annotation, biological process: regulation of cell growth; regulation of signal transduction. Gene Ontology annotation, cellular component: extracellular region. Bases 4 to 675 code for a protein of 223 amino acids. NCBI's taxonomy places the organism in Eukaryota, Metazoa, Chordata, Actinopteri, Moronidae. The transcript is spliced from 4 exons.
AGGAUGUGGAUGCUCUUCUUUUGGAGUGCCUUGUUGGGGGCGUUGGGGUCAGAGGAAAUGCCCUCUGGAGCAGCUCAGCAGCUUCAGGCCCUCCACUGCCCUCCCUGCGAGCAGAUCCACUGCUCCUCCCGGCGUGCGCUGAAGCUCCAGUGUAAAGGUGGUGUCACGACAGGUGUCUGUGGCUGCUGCCCCGUCUGUGCCAGAACAGAGGGGGAGACCUGUGGAGGAACGUGGGACUAUCUGGGCAAGUGUGAUGAGGGACUGGUGUGUGUUUACCAGGACUCAGCAACUGACAAAGCAGACGCAGAGCGCAAAGGGAUCUGUGAAGCAGUGAUUGAACCCCUGAAUCCAGAGAGCUGUCACCCAGAGUGCACCAAGGAAUACUGUCAGGCCAACCCCUCUGAAAUCUGCUCUGCAAGGUUUGUGUCUCUGGAUAAGACGGCGUGCCAGGGCUCCUGCCAACACACCUCCUGUUCAAGCUGUCUGCUGCUGAAACCCCCAUCAUGCCCUCAGACCUGCACCCACUCGGAUUCUUCCUGUCUACACCGCUUUGGGAAGUGUGUGCACAAUCACCUGACAGGGGCUCAUAAUCCUGUAUGCCACAACAACCUACAGAAUACUUCUGAGGGGCACUUUCUGUGUUUGGUUCCAGCUUGUCCAGACGCAUCGACGUAACUCCCAGUGUAAUGAGAGGAAACCCAGAGGAGAACUAGCUCAUGUAGCAACAUGGAAAAAAGGCAGCUAUCUAUAAACUUUGUGUAUAACUUGAACAUUCUUCACCCAACAAUCGCAUUUUGUAUGCAAUGUAAACCUGAAUAAAAACAUGUGACUUUUUAUG